UGGAGGGAUGAGGAUGCAUGCGGGACUGCUCGAGGAGCGAUGAUGAAGUGGUGGAGGAGAGAGACCCAGUCCAGAGGAGUUUAUGGACCGUAGGAAACACACAGUUUCAUUUGAAGAGAAAAUACAUGGAGCUGACAGAAGAAAGACGGAUGACAAAACCAAUAGUCGCUAGAGGAAAGAAAAACAGUUUGACGUGGAACAAACAGAAAUAAAAGGGAAAUGAAGGAAGCAAGUGAACAUGGUUGACAAGGAAACCACGGAGACGAAUUCUCCUCCUCCACUUCCCCCGCUCACCUCUGCUCCUCCUUCAAGUUGCUCCUGAACAAUUUGUGGCUCAGAGGGAGGGAGUGAAGGAGGGAGAGGGAGAGAGAGAGAGUGACUCCAUCCGACUGAGUGUUUUGAUGUGUUUAGUGACGGAAUCCCCUCAUUCAGUCUCGAAGAGACUCCAAGAGGAGGAGGACCGGAGGAAGAGGAGGAGGAGGAGGAGGAGGAGGAAGAGGAGGAGGAGGACCUGAGUCCGGACUGCGGAGAUUCCGAAGCAGCGCUUCUCGAUUCUGGAGUCCAACUGCUCUCCUGCGCGCUCUCGUCCCAUUGUGACGCCUCCAGUCGGCGGGGAUAUUUCCAGCGGCUGCGGGAGGCGGAACAGGGCUCUUCGCGACGACAGGUGGAUUAUCGCGUGUUGGGUCUCGAUGGCGGGAACACCGUUGGAUUAAUUUCCCGCUCCAGUCGCGGGGCCGAAUGGAGUAACAGGCUGCGAUGUCCUCUCCACCUGGCCGCCUGGAGAGAUGUGUCACGGGAAGGGGAUCAACUUUCAACACUUCUCCGCUCUCUUCGCGGACGCCGUGAGAGGACGCCGCGAUGCCGCCCCGCGGACGGGUCACGGCUGCCGCCCGGCCCGCGCAGCACGUCGCGGCCGCCACCAUCCAGCGCACGAGCGAGGACGGAGGAGCCUCGCGAACCUGCUGCAGCGACGUCUGGUGACACCGAAGGGAGCCAUGGGGGCUCUGGGCUGGACGCUGCUGCUGCUGUCCCAGCUCUCGCUUCCUGUCCGCUCUCAGAAACCCCCUGGACUCAGCGUGGGGGUGGUCAUGGGUCAGACGCGACCCGUCGCGGACCAGGAGCUGCGAGCGGCUCGCCGCCCCGACGACGCGCUGGACGUGAACGUGGUGAUGCUGAGGAUCAACCAGACGGACCCCAAGUCCGUCAUCACGCAGGUGUGUGAGCUUCUGACUCGCACCCGUCUUCACGGACUGGUCUUCGCCGACGGCACCGAUCAGGAGGCCAUCGCUCAGAUCCUGGACUUCCUGUCAGUGCAGACGCAGCUGCCGGUGCUGGGCGUGCACGGAGGCUCCUCCAUGAUCAUGGCCGACAAGGAUGAGAAGUCCACCUUCUUCCAGUUCGGCGCCGCUCUGCAGCAGGAAGCUCUGCUGAUGCUCGCCAUCAUGGAGGAGUACGACUGGCACGUCUUCUCCAUCGUCACCUCCAAGUUCCCUGGGUACCAGGAGUUCAUCAGCACGCUGAGGAUCACUGUGGACCACAGCUUCGUGCGCUGGGACCUGCAGAGCGUGGUGACCCUGGACGCAGUGGACGGUGACCCCAACUCCAAGUCCCACAUCGCCCUGAAGCGGAUCCAGAGUCCGGUCAUCCUGCUGUACUGCUCCAAGGACGAGGCUGUGUACAUCCUGGAGGAGGCCCGCUCCCUGGGCCUGAUCGGAGCCGGCUACAUCUGGAUCGUGUCCAGCUUGACCACCGGGAACCCAGACUUCACCCCAGAGGUCUUCCCCCUGGGCAUGAUCUCCGUGUCCUACGACGACUGGGAUUAUCCUCUGGAGACCCGGGUCCGGGACGGCGUGGGCAUCAUCUCGUGGGCCGCCACCGCCAUGUUGCGGGAGAAGGGCGAGCUGCCCGAGGCUCAGGGCGGCUGCAGCAGCUCGCCGUCGGACCGCAGCCCGGGCAAGCUGCCGCCCAGCGCCCUCCGCAGACACAUGAUGCACGUGUGGAACGAAGGUCGCGACCUCUCCUUCACGCCGGACGGCUACCAGGCCAAUCCCAAGCUGGUGGUGAUCGUGCUGAACAGCGAGAGGAAGUGGGAGAAGAUGGGCCGCUGGGAGAACGGCACGCUGUCGCUCAUGUUCCCCGUGUGGCCACGCUACAACUCUCACGGAGACGAGGACGCGGACGAGAACCACCUGUCCAUCGUGACUCUGGAGGAGAAGCCCUUCGUCAUCGUGGACAACGUGGACAUCCUGACUGGGACCUGCAUGAGGAACUCGGUGCCCUGCCGCAAGCACGUCAAGGACAACAGCACGUCGGGCGGCUCCUACAUCAAACAGUGCUGUAAAGGCUUCUGCAUCGACAUCCUGAAGAAGAUCGCCCGGAAUGUCAAGUUCACCUACGACCUGUACCUGGUGACCAACGGCAAGCACGGCAAGAAGAUCAACAACGUGUGGAACGGCAUGGUGGGAGAGGUGGUGUACAAGAAAGCCGCCAUGGCCGUCGGCUCGCUGACCAUCAACGAGGAGAGGUCAGAGGUCAUCGACUUCUCCGUGCCUUUCGUGGAAACGGGAAUCAGCGUGAUGGUGUCGCGGAGCAACGGAACCGUCUCGCCGUCCGCCUUCCUGGAGCCCUUCAGCGCCUCCGUGUGGGUGAUGAUGUUUGUCAUGCUGCUCAUCGUCACCGCCAUCGCCGUCUUCCUCUUCGAGUUUGUGAGUCCGCUGGGCUUCAACCGGAACCUGGCGCAGGGCAAAGACCCUCACGGCCCGUCCUUCACCAUCGGGAAGGCCAUCUGGCUGCUGUGGGGCCUGGUCUUCAACAACUCCGUCCCGGUGCAGAACCCGAAAGGAACCACCAGCAAGUUCAUCGUGUCGGUGUGGGCCUUCUUCGCCGUCAUCUUCUUGGCCUCCUACACCGCCAACCUGGCCGCCUUCAUGAUCCAGGAGGAGUUCGUGGACCAGGUCACGGGCCUGUCCGACAAGAAGUUCCAGAGCCCCUACUCCUACUCUCCUCCCUUCCGCUUCGGCACGGUGCCCAACGGCAGCACGGAGCGCAACAUCCGCAAGAACUACCCGGACAUGCACCAGUACAUGACCAAGUACCACCAGACGGGGGUGCAGGACGCGCUGGUCAGCCUCAAGACCGGGAAGCUGGACGCCUUUAUCUACGACGCGGCGGUGCUCAACUACAUGGCCGGCAGAGACGACGGCUGCAAGCUGGUGACCAUCGGCAGCGGCUACAUCUUCGCCACCACCGGCUACGGCAUCGCCCUGCAGAAGGGCUCCUACUGGAAGCGGCUGGUGGACCUGGCCAUCCUGGGCAUCAUCGGGGACGGUGAGAUGGAGGAGCUGGAGGCCCAGUGGCUGACGGGCAUCUGCCACAACGAGAAGAACGAGGUGAUGUCCAGCCAGCUGGAUGUGGACAACAUGGCCGGGGUCUUCUACAUGCUGGCCACCGCCAUGGGCCUCUCCAUCCUCACCUUCGUCUCCGAGCACCUCUUCUACUGGCGGCUGCGCUACUGCUUCACCGGCGUCUGCACCGGGAGGCCGGGGCUGCUCUUCACCAUCAGCAGGGGCAUCUGGAGCUGCAUCCACGGCGUCCACAUCGACAUGAAGAAGAAGGCGCCGGAGCUGGACUUCAGUCCUCAGGCCAACAUGCUGCACCUGCUCAAGUCGGCCAAGUCCAUCGCCCUGUCGUCGCCCAAACGCAACACGGUGCUGCUGCAGCCCAGCAUCCUGGACGUGAUGGCGGGGAAAGGCAACUCCCUCCACAGCCUGCCGCACAAGGCUCCCGGUCUCUAUGGCAACGCCUCGGGGCCUCAGGGCUUCCUCUCGUUGUCCGGGCGACACAAGAACCUGCUGAACAACGCCGCCCCAUUCCCUGUGCAGCCCAAAGUCCCGCUGCACCAGAGCAGCCCCAGCAAGCCUCAGCUGCCCGUCACCGACGACAGCGGGAAGCCGCGCGUGGCCGUGGCCUCCGCCUCCAAGCCGCGAGCGCUCUGGAAGAAAAGCGUGGAGACCAUCAAGACGCAGCCGCCGGCGCCCGCCUCCGGCCCCGGACCGCCGCCCAUGAAGAGCCAGCGCUACCUGCCCGAGGAGCCCCAGCACUCCGACCUCUCCGAGUGCUCCAGCCGCCCGCCCUCGCACAAGGACUCCGACGCCAUGAGAGGCGGGUUCAAGGCCCUGAACCAGCUGAGGAAGAGGGGGGGCGGCGGGGGGCCCGGCGGCGGCGGCGCCAAGAUCUACUCCAUCGACUCUGACCAAGCCAGUCUCCAGUCUGCGCCGCCCUACCAGCGGGACAGCCAGGGCGGGAGCGAGGAGCACGGCUACCCCCCCGACCUGUUCCCGUCCCCGAGCGACGGGCCCAUCCUGCAGCUGAGCGCCACCUUGCUGCACCACAGCCACAGCGCCGAGGCCGACCUGCACUCGCUCAAGGACAAGAAGUACGGCACCUACACCCACGGCAGCGCCAAAGACAAGAGCGGCGCUUCCUUGGAGGCGCCCGGCUCGGGCUCGGCCUCGCAGACGGCAAAGCCCGGCCAGUGCCGCUCUUGCCUGGCCAAGCUGGGCGGCUUCUCGGGCCUGUACACAGUGCGCUCGCCGCAGGGCCGCUGCGAGGCCUGCGCUCACCUGGGGAACCUGUACGACAUCAGCGAGGACCAGCUGCACUCGCGCUUCUUCAGCCACUACCUUCCUCAGAGCGAGCUGGGCCUGGUGGGCGAGGGCGACGGGCUGGUCAGUCACCUGGAGGCCUCGCCCACCUCGCCCUCGCCCCUGGCCACGCCCACCUCCGCCCCGCACCUGCAGCUCAGUCGCCAGCACUCCUACGAGAACGUGCUUCCCGACGGCCUUCCGGAGCGGCCGCCGGACGAGGGGGCGUACGCCAACGUGCUGACCAUGCGCUCCGACCGGCCCUCGCCCUCGCCCUCGCCAUCGCACCACCACAGCCUGGACGCCCCCCUGCCCCUCCCCCGCCGCUCCAAGAGCCUCUUUCCUGACCGGCCCUCGCAGAACCCCUUCCUCCAGUCGGCGCCCGGCACCGUGCAGCGGGAGCCGGCCGCCGGCCGCCUGCCGCAGAGGAGCUCCGCCCACGAGCUCUACAAGCAGCGGAUGCCGCUCUCGCUGACGCUGGGUAACCACAGCAACCUGCACGGUGGCCAUCUUGACCAGCAGGCCUUCUACCCGCCGCAGGAGCCGCCCGCCGUGGCCUACAUGCUCCCGCCCGCUGCCUCGCAGCCCAUGAGCUACGUGACGGCGCCGCGAGCCUCCAGCGCCGGCGGCAACCGGCCGCGGCUCUACCGUCGGAUGCCCAGCAUCGAGUCCGACGUCUGAGGGGCGGAGAGGUGCCGCACCCCUCCUUGUACAAACACACGCACACACUGUGUUCAUUUUGGUGAUCGUUGAUGUCAGCCAGCGGAACAAUCCACGCGGGGAAAGCAAAUGGCCGCCGGCCUCUCAGGACGAGAGCGCACGGGCGCGCGUGAGUUCUGGUGUUCCUCGCUCCGGUGACGUUAGCGUCGGUUGCUUCCUCUUUAGCUUCAGGUCUCACUUGCAUGCUUCCUCGCGCCCUGCGCGUCACACACUCCCCGCCAGGGCCCACUAGAGUAGAGCGUGCGUGCGCCGCCACCGGGCCUCUGUUGUGCACUUUGUAGAUUUGAUACCACGGACUGAUGCCUCGUCCAACCAAAAACACUUUUCUACUCUGGACUCGCUGAGCUCGGCGUGACGGCCGCGGCGGCGGCUCCGCACGGCCCGCUCCAGUCGGACCUCUGCCCGGGACCGGGCCGUGCGGAGGCUGGCCGCGGGAGCGCCCCCUGCUGGCUGGGUUUAUGCACAAUAUCAGGUCGCAAUAUUCUUCUUCUGUACAGUUUGGGUUGGGUGUUUUGCUUUCUGGAGUGUGAGAGUGGCGUCUUCUUCUUCUUCUUCUUCUUCUUCUUCUUCUUCUUCUGACCUUGGACUGGCAUGUUCUAGACUCGUGCUGUUUUUCUUCCGGGAGCUGUCGCGGCUGGAUGCUGAAUAAUGGCGGCCCGGCCUGCGUGGACCGCUUCCUCCCGCCCACGUCCCUCACUGCUCCGAGAGUGUGUGUGUGUGAGUGUGUGUGUGAGUGUGAGUGUGUGUGAGAGUGUGUGUUUUCUAGCGCGGUGGAGCUUUAUAUAAGCGCGAGGGUGAGCCUGCGUCCCACUCGCCGCCUCUCUCAGCCACACCCACCUUGUGUCCCCGCUCCACCGUGGCCCCGGGCCCCGCUGUAGACCUUCAGGGUUUCUAACAUGUUGUGUGAUGUACAGACCUUGUCACUCAGUACCUCUGUACAAUCUGUACAUAAGUAAAGUGACAUUUUUCUACGCGUCCGGCUGCGCUUCAUCAGCUCGCCAGCGUGUGGCGCUAAUCCCGCUCACUCCUUCACACGCCUGCUCACCGGCGCGUUGCACCGCGGCUCACAUUCAUCCGUCCAUCAUCCACUUCCUUGAUCCUUGUGAGGACAUUUGACUGGACCCCACCAGCUUUGAUCUGAGGCCCAAAUCAUCCAAACACCUGGCUUCCGGUCUGGUUCAGGUGAGCCAUGGCUGGGGAAAGGGUGAUGGGAGGUCCUCACAAGGACAGACGGGCAGACACCAGUGUGUGUGUGUGUGUUUAUAUCAGUGUCCUGCUAAAAUGGCUUUAUUUUCAAAAACAUUUGUCUCCCUGAGGACACAAACGCCCUCAUCUUGGCUGAAGUGGGACACACACACACACACACGUGCGCGGCCUGAGGAUCUGUCACACGCUGCAGAGGAGGAAGGAGAAGAAAGGAGCAGACGUCCAGAGCUGAGGAUCCACGGCAGGAAGUGUGUGUGUGUGUGUGGGGUGAGUCUUCACUCGCUCAUCGAUGUGUUUGUUCACUCAUCAGUGUGUUUUCACUCCAAUAACUUCCCGAGUGUCUGUGUGUGUGUGUGUGUGUGUGUGAGAGAGAGAGGGAGAUGCCUCCUGACUUGAUCCAUAUGCUCCGCUCCUCAUGACUUAAUGACCAGAACCAGGCCGCACCACACACGUGGAACAUUCUGGAUCAGGACUGGGCUCCUGCCCCGCAGUGGCUCACACACACACACUCGCAGCAGCGGCGCGAUCGAGCAGAUAAAUGAAGAUAAUGAAGAGCUCGUCCAUCUGAGCCGACCUGCGGCAGGACCAGAGUCCGCCAUGAUGCUGGGCCCGGGGCCCCGCUGCAGGGCCGCCCCGGACCCCGACCUCCUCAUUAGCGGCCCACACACACACGCGUGCGUGCGUGCGUGUGUGUGUGUGUGUGUGUGUGUCGGAGCAGCAGCAGCCCACACUGCAAACAAACCCAUGAAAAUUCAUGAGGACCCGGCGACGCCUACUCACACGGACUAAAAAUACUGGAGUUGAGCUUCGUCAGAGAGGAAGAGGAGGGAGAGAUGAAGAUGAGGAGGAGGAAGAGCAGGAGAGAGGAGGAGGAGCAGGAGAGAGGAGGAGGAGCGACACGAAGCCCAGCAGAGAAGCACAACACUCAGGUCCAAGGUGAAGGCCUGUUCUGAGUGUGUCUCUCCAGGAACCUCUGUGAGGUCCAGUGUGGGGGAAACGCUCCCUGUGGGGACCCCACAAGGUUCAGCAUCAAUCUGAGGAUGAAGACUUCAAAGUAACUGGGUCUCAGUCUGGUCCAGGGGACCCAGGGAUGGAGGCUGGGGAAAGGUUGUUGGCCAGGAGAGGUCCCCACAAGGACAGGGAGACAGACCUGAGUGUGUGUGCGCUGACUGUGGGAGAGAGAGAGAGAGACAGUGGGUGAGAACGCUCCAGACGGUGGCGCUGUCUCUCACACACAGGUGUCUCCCUCAGGCCCGUGAGGCGUCCAACUGAGACCUGGAGCAGAGCUUCGACACUGACUCAGCAUAAGGUGAUUUUGGGCCUCUCCCUCCCUCCCUCUCCCUCUCU
Molecule: messenger RNA, 7916 nt
Organism: Synchiropus splendidus (mandarinfish)
Lineage: Eukaryota; Metazoa; Chordata; Actinopteri; Syngnathiformes; Callionymidae
Gene: grin2ab
Product: glutamate receptor, ionotropic, N-methyl D-aspartate 2A, b
Exons: 20
Coding region: 786-5324 (1512 amino acids)
Biological process (GO): long-term synaptic potentiation; excitatory postsynaptic potential; monoatomic ion transport
Cellular component (GO): postsynaptic membrane; postsynaptic density membrane; NMDA selective glutamate receptor complex
Molecular function (GO): transmitter-gated monoatomic ion channel activity involved in regulation of postsynaptic membrane potential; NMDA glutamate receptor activity
Source: RefSeq, a predicted model, not a curated record